AUGAGUACACGCAAAGUUCGUUCACCUGGACCAAAAGAUAUUAUCUACUGGCGUUAUCAUUGGAAGAAGACAGAUCCUGUUAUGAUGGCGAGGAAAAUUGGUACAGUGAAUUGGGUCCUUUUACGUGAUAAACUUAAUGAAAUGAAUCAAACACAUGAAAAAGAAACUGAUCCGCAUACUCUUCGUGCUCAGAUCAUUGCAUCCCAGGUAGAAAAUAUGACGAGACAACCAAUACCAAGUCAUCAAGACUACGAAAAAGAUGAAAAAAGUGUUGACAAGAUAAAUACAAAAUCGACUGCCUACUGUGGAGGUCCCUACACAAAGGGAAUGACACCAGAAGAAAGGAAACAGUUCUUCAGAACAAAAUUAAAUCAAAAAGCACGGGAAGGAUUUCGUUUCUGGCUGACUGAACGUCCAAAACCAACAAAAUUUGGUCAUUACUCGAUGGGAGCUAAAUACACAUUUCUGGGCUUGUGCAAUGCUCCAAGAAGCUGA
Messenger RNA from Trichobilharzia szidati, 495 nucleotides. Lineage: Eukaryota; Metazoa; Platyhelminthes; Trematoda; Strigeidida; Schistosomatidae. The record is from the annotation of a GenBank genome assembly.